Molecule: messenger RNA, 173 nt
Organism: Cetraspora pellucida
Lineage: Eukaryota; Fungi; Glomeromycota; Glomeromycetes; Diversisporales; Gigasporaceae
Source: the annotation of a GenBank genome assembly
CUGAAAGUGUUUUUGAGAUGAGAGAUUAUGUUUGUAUGAAAAGUGCUGUUGGAGAUUGUAAAGUGGAGGGUGUUUAUAUUGGAAUGAGAGAUAUUGUUGAGGUAGAAGGUCUUGUUGGAGUUCAUCUUAUUGAAAUAAAAAAGUUUGUUAGAGUGAAAAGUUUUGUUAAUUAG